This is a messenger RNA of Pollicipes pollicipes, 1899 nucleotides long. Its product is annotated as transmembrane protease serine 9-like. Gene Ontology annotation, biological process: proteolysis. The transcript is spliced from 6 exons. Lineage: Eukaryota; Metazoa; Arthropoda; Thecostraca; Pollicipedomorpha; Pollicipedidae. The annotation marks the transcript as partial. The record is from RefSeq and is a predicted model, not a curated record. Gene Ontology annotation, molecular function: serine-type endopeptidase activity.
AUGGGUGUCGGUGUGCGCGCGCAGCUCGGGGCUGUGCUCGUGCUGACGCUGACGGCGUGGCUGGCGGACGCGGUUCCCACAGCUAACAGCAACCGGCCGGACAUUCUGCCGACGGACUGCGGCCGCCGCCUUGUGCGGCCAGACGAAGCGCGCCGACCGUUCAUAGUCGGGCCGGGCAACACCACCGCCUAUUAUGGUAAAUAUCCGUGGCAGGCGCGGCUGGUCAUGUACGAUGCCAAUGUGAAGGGCUAUGUACAUCACUGCGGAGGCAUCAUUGUCUCGCAGGAACACGUGGUGACGGCCGCCCACUGCGUGAUUGAGGUGGCCCCACGUCGGCUGCUGGUGCGUGUCGGAGACCUCCGAUUUGACGACCGCGAGCUGUUCGAGCAGGAGUUCGCCGUCGCCAGCUACCACGUGCACAGCCGGUUCGGCACGGCUGCUGGCUUGCGGCACGACGUGGCCCUGCUGCGGCUACGUCGCCGCGUCGGACCCGGCAUCGAGUUCGGCCGCUACGUGCAGCCGGCCUGCCUACCGGCAGCCGGCACCAGAGUGUACCAGGACCGCUUCCUGCCCGGCGCCAUGUUCUGCUCGGGCCCGACGGGUGGCGGUGCCGACAGCUGCGAGGGCGACUCGGGCGGCCCGCUGGAGCCGCGCGGCGCCGGCUGCGGGAAGACCAGCUUUUCGCCACCGGCGCAGCUGGGCGCCUCGUUCGUCAAGAACGCCGCCAACUUUCCCUGGAUGGCGGCAAUCUCCGAAAGGCAAAAGGGCGGCAGAGAUAUAGUGGUCUGCGGGGGCGCCGUGAUCUCUGACCGAUGGGUGUUGACGGGGGGGACCUGCGCUCGCGAUGGCCGCCAGCUGAGUGCGCGGCUGGUCAUGUACGAUGCCAAUGUGAAGGGCUAUGUACAUCACUGCGGAGGCAUCAUUGUCUCGCAGGAACACGUGGUGACGGCCGCCCACUGCGUGGUUGAGGUGGCCCCACGUCGGCUGCUGGUGCGUGUCGGAGACCUCCGAUUUGACGACCGCGAGCUGUUCGAGCAGGAGUUCGCCGUCGCCAGCUACCACGUGCACAGCCGGUUCGGCACGGCUGCUGGCUUGCGGCACGACGUGGCCCUGCUGCGGCUACGUCGCCGCGUCGGAGCCGGCAUCACGCUCGGCCGCUACGUGCAGCCGGCCUGCCUACCGGCAGCCGGCACCAAGUACGAGACGUUUCUGCCGUGCGAGAUGUCCGGCUGGGGCCGCAUUGCGGACCUUGCGCCCAUCUCGGAGGUGCUGCGCGGCGUCUCGGUGCCGCUGGUGUCGGACGCCUUCUGUGGUGCGCCCGAGGUGUACCAGGACCGCUUCCUGCCCGGCGCCAUCGGCCGCUUCGUGGCGUAUGGCGUCGUGUCGUCUGGCGACCCGCUUGGCUGCGGCCGGCGUCCCGGCCUCUACACUAAGCUGUCGGCUUACACUGCCUGGCUGUUGCGCCGCCUAGAGCUGGACCAGGAGGAGGAUGCGGCCCCGAGCACGACAGAGCCGCGCGGCGCCGGCUGCGGGAAGACCAGCUUUUCGCCACCGGCGCAGCUGGGCGCCUCGUUCGUCAAGAACGCCGCCAACUUUCCCUGGAUGGCGGCCAUCUCCGAAAGACAAAAGGGCGGCAGAGAUAUAGUGGUCUGCGGGGGCGCCGUGAUCUCUGACCGAUGGGUGUUGACGGGGGCGACCUGCACUCGUGAUGGCCGCCAGCUGAGUGUGCGCUUCGGCGACCUCGACUUGCAGGACACCUCUGACGACAAUCCUAACGCUCCUCCGUUCGAGCUGGACAUCAUCAAAGUUGCGCGGCAUCCCCAGUUUUCGCCGCCGGAAAAGAGAGCUCAGGACAUUGCCUUGCUGAAGACUGUGUCAAAAAUUUCGUUCUCCAGCACU